Messenger RNA from Physcomitrium patens, 2327 nucleotides. The record is from RefSeq and is a predicted model, not a curated record. Lineage: Eukaryota; Viridiplantae; Streptophyta; Bryopsida; Funariales; Funariaceae.
UAUGAACGGAUUGGGUUUGGUUUUUGCUUGCUUGCAGGGAAAGACUAAGCUGAUUAGAACACCACCAGCAUGUUGGCUAAGAUUUGCUAUUCUCCUUUAAAAAGAUUUUCAGAAGGACAGAAUUUGUGGGAGGAUUGGCUCAAGAUCGUUGUCUUCCUGUUUGCCGACGAUACCCCUGGAAUAUGCCUGUCUACCUAAUGCUAAUCCUCUUUGUCUACAACACAGCUCAAUGUGAGAUGACACACCUUGCACAUCAGUCCUUUCUAAACUUGCAAGCAAAAUUCUCACUAAUCUUGUCGCAGGCCAGUAUUGGUUUUGAACAGUCCAAAAGUGGGCAGUUUUGGAUUUGGUUCUCUGCUGAGGCUCCUGCGAUUCAGCGCGACGUCGUGAAUGAGGGCUACUUUGCCCUCUCCGCGUUGUGAAGCAUAGCUCAAGAGCAGAUCUCGACUAUCGAGCAUGAUGAGAGGAGACGAUGGAAAGGUUAUUAUUCUGGAAUAAAAUGGGGCCUUCCAAUUGGGCUUCUCAGAAUUCAAGUCGACUAAUAGAUCUGUCUGUAAGGAGAAAUGUGGAAAGUCAUCGAAGUCAGUUCCUCUUAAUGGUGCAGUAAAUUCAUUCAGAUGAAAUUAAUUCUUUAGAGAUUUUUUCAGAGGAUAGCGAUGGUGCAGUGCUCUUCACAUCAGCCUGAAUCUAAUUCCCCAUGUUAAAUCCUUCGCUGCCUUCGAUUCUUUCGUCGCACUUCCAUCAACGCCCUCCAUCGCCCGCUUCAAUUCCUCUACAUAUCCUUCGCAACUGCAUAUUCCUUCUGUGGAAUUCGAGCGGUUUCUGGUGUGGUGCGCAGUUCGUCCUUCGGUGCAACGAGGUGACUUCUUGAAAGAACUGAUGUCUAAUUAGCACUUACGAUGUUUUUCAACCACGUGAGAUUCUGUUUACUUUACAUCUGAAUUGCUAGUGUUGUUGGUGCAACGUCUUCAGAUAUGGUUUUCUUCUUUAAACAUGAACAUCUCGCUCUAGUGCUCCUGAGCUUACAAAUGGCUCCCAUCGUGACGUUCGGAGAACUUCUGGUCGAUUUUGUGCCCACAGUAGCGGGCCUCUCUCUCUCCGACGCCCCGGCUUUCAAGAAGGCACCCGGCGGCGCGCCCGCCAAUGUGGCCGUGGGGGUAUGCAGACUGGGUGGGAUUGCGGCCUUCAUUGGCAAGGUCGGCAAGGACGAGUUUGGUCAAAUGCUGGUGGAUGUGUUGAAGGAAGAGGGGGUCAAUGUCAGGGGGGUGCGGUUCGAUCCAAACGCGCGCACUGCUCUCGCCUUCGUCACUCUCCGCACAGAUGGCGAGAGAGAGUUCAUGUUUUACCGGAACCCAUCCGCCGACAUGUUGAUGGUUCAAGCGGAGCUCGACAUGGAUUUGAUCCGCGGAGCCAGGAUAUUUCAUUUCGGCUCGAUUUCUCUCAUCUCCGAACCGAGCAGAUCCACGCACCUCGCAGCACUGAAACUGGCCAAAGAAAGCGGGGCGUUGCUAUCUUACGACCCCAACUUGCGACUACCUCUGUGGCCCUCUCCGGAAGCUGCUCGCGAUAGAAUCAUGAGCAUCUGGCGUGAGGCGGACAUCAUCAAAGUCUCAGACGAAGAGGUAAAGUUCCUCACCAACGGAGGGGACGAGAAGCUAGACGAGGUCAUCAUGAGCUUGUACCACCAAGCUCCCAACCUCAAGCUCUUCCUCGUCACCGACGGCCCUGAUGGGUGCCGCUACUACACUCCCGAUUUCAAAGGCCAAGUCGAGUCGUACCCGGUCGAGACUGUCGACACCACGGGUGCUGGCGACGCCUUCGUUGCGGGCCUGCUGAACAAGCUCGUGCAGGACAAAUCCUUGUUGACGGACGAGGCAGCGCUGCGAUCGGCGCUGCAAUUUGCGUGUGCGUGCGGGGCGAUCACCACCACGGGUCGCGGAGCGAUUCCUUCCUUGCCCGUCGUCGACGAUGUUCUGAAGCUCAUUAACAACGUCGCCGUUUGAGUGACGGACGCCGCGGCGAAGGCGACGCAUCGGCAAAUUAGUGUGGUCCAGUUAAUAGUAAGGACGAAACUAAUAAUAUACCCCAACAAAUAACUGCUCCACUAGCUGUCUUGUGAUAACGACGAGAUAAUGUAUAACUUAGGUUACGGAAUUAGUAGACAAUUCAAAUAUUAUAUGGGGAAGGGGACAACUUCAUUAUCCGCGACUUUGAAGUAUAUGACGAAGUAAUAUUUCAUUUUCUUUAUUUAAAUUUCACAUAUAUAAAUAUAUGUUCAAGUUUUGUUAACUUUUAGGUAGUUAUUUGUCAAAAAUAAAUUGGUUUCA